UUACUGUUCAAACAUUUGACUAUUAAAGUACAAUAAUAGUCGUUUUGUAUGUGAUUAUGCGUUAUGGGAAGCAAAAAACAUAGCAAACUAACAAUCGUUUCAAACAACCUAAGUGUCUUUCAAAAUGAAGUUCCUAUUCGUCGUAGCCCUCAUUGUCCUGGCCAUCCAACUGGCUUCCUCUACUAGUACUACUACAACCACUACAACAACAACCACCGAUGCCACCACUACAACAACCACCACCACCGAUGCCACCACCACGACGACAACCGCCGCUUCCACCCACAAGAAGCGUUGUUGGAAGGGCAACAACUGGUGCCACACCCGCAUCCCCAAGAGGAAGUGCAAGCACCCAAAGAGGUGCCACAAGACCAUCGUGAUUGUGACCCACAAGAAGAACAAAAAGAACUAG
Molecule: messenger RNA, 412 nt
Organism: Drosophila teissieri
Lineage: Eukaryota; Metazoa; Arthropoda; Insecta; Diptera; Drosophilidae
Product: integumentary mucin C.1-like
Exons: 2
Coding region: 125-412 (95 amino acids)
Source: RefSeq, a predicted model, not a curated record